This is a messenger RNA of Pelobates fuscus (common spadefoot toad), 5602 nucleotides long. It is a transcript of the gene NEO1, whose product is annotated as neogenin 1. Lineage: Eukaryota; Metazoa; Chordata; Amphibia; Anura; Pelobatidae. Gene Ontology annotation, cellular component: membrane. Gene Ontology annotation, molecular function: protein binding. Gene Ontology annotation, biological process: cell-cell adhesion. The transcript is spliced from 29 exons. The coding region runs from base 180 to 4508 and encodes 1442 amino acids. The record is from RefSeq and is a predicted model, not a curated record.
GUGUGUGAUGCGGCUGCGGGAGCGCGGGCGGCGGGAGCGCGCAGUGUGCUCGGAGAUCGGUAGUCCGCGCUCUGCGGUCGGUGUGCAGGGAGCUCGCUGUGUGUAGGAGCUCGGGGCCGUGUCUGUCUGUCUGUCCCCCGCGGGAUGCCGGGAAGCCGGGCUCGGUGAGAAGGCGCGGGAUGUCGGCUCGGUGCCCCCCGGGGUCGGUAGUCCGGGGGCUGCUUGCCGUCUCCAUCAUCCUGGGGAUCGGGAGAGAGCCGGCCGGAGCCGCCAGAGCCGCAGCAGGUUUCCGGACGUUCACCCCAUUCUAUUUCUUGACUGAACCAACAGACACUGUGACGUUGCGUGGUGCUCCUGCAAUCCUGAACUGCUCUGUUCACGCAGAACCAACGCCGAAAGUUGAGUGGAAGAAGGAUGGGACAUUUCUUAAUCUCGUCUCUGAUGACCGGAGACGCCUGCUUCCUGACGGGUCACUGUUCAUCUCGAACGUGGUGCACUCGAAGCACAACAAGCCGGAUGAAGGCACCUACCAGUGUGUGGCCACGGUGGACAGUCUGGGUAGUAUAGUGAGCCGCACAGCAAAACUCUCUGUUGCUGGGCUCCCCAAAUUUGCAAGCCAACCCGAGGCCUCUUCAGUUUACAUUGGUGACAGCUUGGCUUUGGGCUGUGAUGUCAGUGCUGAGUUAGUACCAUUCGUGCAGUGGGAACAAGAUAGGUCUUUGCGGGAGCUGGACAGUCGGGUUGCAGUCAUUUCUAACGGCACACUUGUCAUCAGCAAUGCCAGUGAGAGUGAUGGUGGUCUGUAUCGCUGCACUGUUGGGAGCGGGGUCACUCUGAAGUACAGCGAGGAGGCAGAGAUCAGAGUGCUUUCAGAUCCAGGGGAGGACAGACCUCUGGUUUUCCUCAGACAGCCCUCGACUCUUAUCAAAGUUGUUGGCCAAACAGCACUUCUGACCUGCGUGGUGUCUGGGUAUCCUACACCAACCAUUCAUUGGAGUCACAACCAAGAAGAGAUCAUUCUGGGAAGCUCAGAUAGGUUAGCCUUAUUGGCUGGCGGCUGCUUGCAGAUCAGCAACCUGACCGAGGAAGACGCUGGUGUCUACACAUGUACAGCAGACAAUGGGAAUCAGACCAUCCAGACACAAGCUGAACUUAUUCUACAAGUGCCUCCUGUUUUUUUAGUUAAGCCAUCAAACACACAUGCUCAUGAGUCGAUGGACAUUGUGUUUGCUUGUGAAGUUAGCGGGAAGCCCACCCCUACUAUCAAAUGGGUGAAGAAUGGGGACGUGGUGAUUCCCAGCGACUAUUUCAAGAUUGUGGGCGAUCACAACUUGCAAGUUCUAGGAUUGGUCCGCUCAGACGAGGGGUUCUAUCAGUGUAUCGCUGAGAAUGAGGUGGGAAAUGUGCAGGCGGCCGCACAGCUCAUUAUCCUGGAGCCUGGUAUUACCAUCCCAACCUCUCCCGCCCCCUCACUGACCCGUGCUACUGCCCACCAUGUAGCUGCAACGCCAGGGGGUCCACCGCCAUCAUCCCCGCGGGAUGUUGUGGCCUUGCUGGUGUCAACGCGUUUCAUCAAGCUGACUUGGCGUGUACCAGCCGAUGCCUAUGGAGAGAAUCUCACCUACCAUGUCUACUACAGCAAAGAGGGCGUAAACAGGGAGCGAGUGGAGAAUUCGAGCCGCCCGGGGGAGAUGCAGGUCACCAUCCAAAACCUACUGCCUGAGACGGUCUAUUACUUUAGAGUGGUGGCCCAGAAUCAGUAUGGCUCAGGAGAGAGCUCACCGCCUCUCAAAGUGGAGACACAGCCUGAGGUUCAAGUUCCUGGCCCAGCUCCCAAUCUUAGAGCCACAGCAGUCUCUCCCACGUCAGUGGAUGUGAGCUGGGAAACUCCUCUUUCUGGGAAUGGAGAAAUCCAGAGUUAUAAGCUAUAUUAUAUGGAGAAAGGUGCUGGAAAUGAACAGGAUGUAGAUGUGGGUGGGCAUGGAUAUACCGUGACCGGACUGAAGAAGUAUACAGAAUACACACUGCGAAUUGUGGCAUUUAACAAGCAUGGUCCAGGAGUAUCAACACAGGACAUCAUUGUCAGGACAUUAUCUGAUGUGCCCAGUGCUUCUCCCCAAAACAUGACGCUGGAGGUGCGCAGCUCACAGAGCAUCAUGGUGCAGUGGCAACCACCCCCUCCGGGGGCUCAGAACGGACAGAUAAUGGGAUACAAAGUGCGUUACCGCAAGACCACAAGAAAGAGUGAGACAAGUGAAAUCCUGGUGGAAUCACAGUUAUCACAGCUUGUCUCUGGUCUGGAUCGAGACACGGAGUACAGCUUCCGAGUGGCAGCCAUGACUGUGAAUGGGAGCGGGCCUGCCACUGAAUGGGUAUCGGCGGAGACCUUUGAGAAUGAUCUUGAUGAAUCUCAUGUCCCUGACGUGCCAAGCUCCCUUCAUGUGCGCCCUCUUGUGACAAGCAUUGUGGUGAGCUGGACACCUCCUGAAAAUCAGCACCAAGUGGUGGUCCGCGGUUAUUCCAUUGGCUAUGGUUUGGGUAGCCCUCAUGCCCAAACUGUCCGUGUAGACCACAAGCAGCGUUACUACACCAUAGAAAAUCUUGAGCCCAGCUCACACUAUGUAAUCUCCCUAAAAGCCUUCAACAAUGUCGGGGAGGGCAUACCCUUGUACGAAAGUGCAGUAACUCGACAGCAUACUGACCCCUCCGAAGUUGACGUUUUUGUUGUUCAUGCUCCAUACACACCAGUUCCAGAACCCAGUCCAAUGUUGCCCCCUGUGGGGGUUCAAGCAUCCAUCCUAAGUAGCGAUACGGUGCGUCUUACUUGGGCGGACAAUUCCCUCCCCAAGAAUCAGAAGAUAACAGACGCCAGAUAUUAUACCGCAAGAUGGAAGACCAACAUCCCUGCAAAUACCAAGUACAAGUUUGCGAAUACCACCACACUGAGUUACCUAGUUACCGGCCUAAAGCCAAACACCCUGUAUGAGUUUUCAGUCAUGGUGACCAAAGGUCGACGAUCAAGCACGUGGAGUAUGACUGCUCAUGGCACCACCUUUGAGUCGGUUCCCUCCUCUCCCCCCAAAGAUGUGACUGUCAUAAGUAAGGAAGGAAAACCACGUACAAUUAUUAUUAACUGGCAACCUCCAUCAGAGGCCAAUGGCAAAAUAACUGGUUACAUUAUAUACUACAGUACAGAUGCUAAAGCCGAACUCCAUGACUGGGUAAUAGAGCCAGUGAUAGGGAACCGCCUGACUCACCAAAUUCAAGAACUGACAUUGGACACUCCGUACUACUUCAAGAUCCAGGCACGGAAUUCCAAGGGCAUGGGCCCCAUGUCAGAGGCUGUGCUGUUCCGUACCCCAAAGGAGUCGUCACCCUACAUGCCUAAUAACCAAGCCUCUGGUAAAGGUGUCCGCACUUCAGACUCUGGUUCCAACAGUGGUCAAUCUCUUGGAGGCAAUAACAGUCCCCAUGGGAGUCCCACAACCCUGGAUCAUAACAUGGUGCUUACGAUCAUCGUUUCCCUUGGUGUAAUCACAGUCCUCGUGAUUAUAGUGAUUGCAGCUAUCUGUUCCCGUCGCUCCAACUCUCAUCAGAAAAAGAAGCGAGCAGCUUGUAAAUCAGUGAAUGGUUCCCAUAAGUACAAAGGCAACUCCAAAGACGUAAAACCGCCUGACCUUUGGAUUCAUCAUGAACGGCUAGAAUUGAAACCAGUUGACAAAUCCCCAGAAACAAACCCUAUUUUGACAGAAACACCGCUGCCUCGCUCUCCACAGGACCUAACGCCUGGAGACAGUACUACAGAGGGAAGCAUCCACCAACACAGCAACUCCUACCGUGGUUUAGAAUCUGAAGACUCUGUUUCUUCACUUGCUGGACGCCGUGGAAUAAGACCCAAGAUAAUGAUGCCUUUUGACUCUCAACCCCCACAACCGGUUGUCAGUGCUCAUCCCAUCCAUUCCCUUGAUAACACUCAUCAUUUUCGCUCGGUGCCUGGGUUCAUGCUCCACGUGUUGGGUGGUCCUCCACAGGCUGCAGAGUCUGUCCGUCACACCCCUAGCUGCGACACUGUAGUAGCUGCAUCCUCAUCCUCUCAGACUGGAGGUGAUGAACCGGAUCCUCCAGGGGGAAGCUUUUUGCCUGGGUCCAUGGAUGAGGACUCUGUUGCCAGUGUACCUACGGCACACAUUCGUCCUUCCCAUCCCCUAAAGAGCUUUGCUGUUCCAACGCCAGCCCCUGGGGCAGCAGCUUAUGACUCUGCACUGCCCAGUUCUCCCCUUCUAGCACAACAAGCUCCAACAGCACUCUCAGUAAAGACCGCUUCUCUAGGGACCUUGGGUCGUGUACGUCCCCCUCUUCCUGUCAACGUGCCCAAUGCCCCUGAGCCGCUAGAGACCAGCCGGAUGUUGGAGGGCUCAGAGAGUAGCUACGAGCCAGAUGAAUUAAGCAAAGAAAUGGCUCAUCUUGAAGGGCUAAUGAAGGAUCUGAAUGCCAUAACCACAGCAUGAGAAAGCACAACCCCACCCCAGAGGCCAUCUUGACCCUGUAUGGACAGAAGCAGUAAAUACCCUUCCACACGUGUCUCUGUGCCACACACAUCUUUGCGGAUGAAGUGCACGUUGGGAGGCCAAACUGGACGCUGAAGCAACUGCCAAGGGCUUAGGCCUGGUAUUAUGUACAUUGUUGCUUAUCCUCUGCUUUCUAAGAUUUUUGGGGGGUUUAUAUCAAACAAAAGAAGGAUUUUUUGUGUAAUCCGUGGAGGAACAUUGUGUAUUGCCAUUGUUUUUUUUUUUUUUUUAAUUCCCCCUCUCUCCCCCACCUCGCCCUGUUGAGCCUUCACAUUAUUAACGUGGCUCAGUGUGUAUGUUCCAUCACAUGGGCUGAUUGACUGCUGAAUGGCACCUGAUGAGAACUUUCCUGGUCCAUCGUUGCUUUUUGUGCAGUGCUCUCAGGCUGCGAAACGGCAUCAGUCAGCAGCAAAUUCCCCCUCCAGCCUCUGUGAGACUUAAAACAGUGUUACGCCCCUACAACAACCCAAUUUGCUCUUCCUUUCCACAUCUCCGUCCACUUUUAUUAUUCUGGACUUGCCGAGGGGAUGGUCAUUCAGGCUGCUAAGGCCGGACGGGAAGUCUCGGGCCUCCGGGUUGGAGAUUCUUUGCCGUACGUAAGAAAACACUGAGUGAGCUGAAAACGUACAAGUGCCCCUCACGUCUGCCGUGGAAAAGUCUGUUCUGCAUCUGCAUUCUGUGGCUUUCGUGAAAUGGGACCGGUCUCUUCCCAGCUGGAUGGUCUUCAGCACAUUCACAUGCUAAAGCAUUUCCCAUCUUGUGUGACUUCCUUGUUCUUGUAAAUGGAUUUCAGCACCUCAUCCCUGCACAUCCUCCUGUAUAUUGCCCUCUCCUCCCUCCUAGUUCUCCUCCACACCUUUCUGUACAGAAAAUUCAUUCUAUUUUUUUUAAUGCUUUUUUUCUGUAGUGUUUUAGAAUGUAUCUUUUUAUUGUGACCCACCCAAAACAUUUUAUUUUCUGUUUUGUUUUUAUUUUAUAACAUCAUGAUUAUUAUUUGGUAUUGGAAUUCAAUACACUUUUUUUAUUCAAUCAAA